CGGACCAAACUCACGAUAUAAACUGGCGGACCGUUCCCGUCACGACGACAAGCAAGUACACGAGUAUUCAGAUUUGACACGUUUCUCAGCAAAAACCUUCAGAAAUCUUCUCAUAAGAUCGUCGCUCUGACGCACUAUUGCCUUGUUUACUUCCCGUCUUCUCACCAUGAAGUUGAACCGCUUCGUCAUCCUGUCCCUGGUGGACAUUUGCAUGGCCCAGAGGUGGAAGCUCGACAGAGGCUGCGACCAUUGGGGGGCGGCCAACAAGGAAAAGCUCAAGGUCGCUUUCAGAGAGGCUGUCACGAUGGCCGGAACGGCGCUUGAUGUCUUGAACAAGAACCCUGGGGACCAAAAGGUCCAGAAAAUGGUCAAACACAUCUUUGGCGACGAUGAGAAGCUUGUCAAGGAGGCGAAAGAGAUUCUUGGGGGCGUGAAGAAAUACGACGACCAGCCGAAUCCAUACUUUGAUGCACCGUUUUGGAGGAACACCGACCUCAUUGUCUACUGCGAUCCGUCCAACUACGAGGAACACCCAGACAAAUCCACCCAUAAGCUCUUUAACCUGGACCUCCCAAAGGGCUCGCCGCACAAGAAACAACAUGACGUGUGCUUUGCUGCCAACCCGCAAAGGGACGGCAACCUCGUCAUGGCCAUCACCCUUCGUUCUGAAGGGGUAGACCGUAAGAAGUACAACGCCGCUAUCGACGAGUGGAAGAAGAAGGGAAGCAAAGGCACGGCCCCAGACGAGCGUGCCUAUAUUGUCUCGCGGGAGGACAUCCCAAAUACAAUGGACCUCUGCACGUGGUACUUGAGGGAUGUAUUCAACACCAACGCCGGCUUUGUUACCGUAGACGACGCUAGCAUCGCCAAAGUCCAACAGAAGAGCUUCCUGGACACAAUUCCCAAGGCCGAAAGGGCCGUCGACCAGUUGGUCCAAUCCCUGGCAGGGACGUUUCUGCACGAGCUGACCCAUACGUACUUGGGAGGUCGAACGUUUGACUACUCCUACGGCUGGGUCAAUAGUGGUAAACAUCACCCUCGCAACAAUGCGGACUCGAUGGCUCAGCUGGGCGUUGCUAUGCAUCUGUUCAAGAAGGGAUAUUGGGUCGAUGACGACGGCAAUGUCAAGAAGAUCCAGAAGUAAGUGCGUCGCCGGCCGACCAAAGGGGAAGAGAGGAAGAUGGCGAAAGGAUUGGAUUCCAUGGUUAUGCUGGAACGGAGUUGAGUUGCGACAUUAGAAUGGAUUGGAGUUGA
Molecule: messenger RNA, 1254 nt
Organism: Canariomyces notabilis
Lineage: Eukaryota; Fungi; Ascomycota; Sordariomycetes; Sordariales; Chaetomiaceae
Exons: 5
Coding region: 167-1144 (325 amino acids)
Molecular function (GO): metallopeptidase activity
Source: RefSeq, a predicted model, not a curated record